Molecule: messenger RNA, 1017 nt
Organism: Endocarpon pusillum Z07020
Lineage: Eukaryota; Fungi; Ascomycota; Eurotiomycetes; Verrucariales; Verrucariaceae
Exons: 1
Coding region: 1-1017 (338 amino acids)
Source: RefSeq, a predicted model, not a curated record
AUGGCUGCACAUGCAGGCUUAAUCGUUCUCGCCGUCGUUGUGGUCGCUGCUGGAGCUGCCGCAUAUGAAAACCCCAAUGUCCGAGAAUGGCUAGAACACUCUCGGAGAAAGAUUGCCCAUGCUUUACACUCCCUCGGCGAUGAGAUCAACCCGAGGGUUAAGCAGUCUGGACGAAAUGAUCCUUCCAUGCAGGAAGACGAGACCCAGGCUGCAGAAGAACGAAGGCGCCGUGCCCGUGCCGAGAUAAUGGAGAAGGGGAGGAUCAUGGAAGAACGGCGGAGGAGGAAGAGAGGCUCUCAGGAUUUACCGAGUCCAACUGGUAGCUUUGACACCCUAGUCGAUAAGGAUGGAAUGUUGAAGAAGGCUGGGAUGGUGGACAAGGACGAGGCAGAUGCUACAACCACAGCUGUAGAACCAAUAGCGCUCACUGAAGGUCUCACGAAUCGACGACCGGACUCUCCAGCUGCGAAGGCACUCCAUGAGUCGGUCGAUGCCCCCAUAUCGCUACGUCAGCUAUCCACGUCGCCAGAUACUGAUUCUGAGGACCCAUUCGUGACCGAAUACGAGCGUGAAAUGCGCAAUGCUUGGAAUCUCCCUCUUCCGCCGCAGCCUGCCCCAACAGCGAGUUCUGCGCACGAGUCCGAGUCUCUUAUAGACUUUACGCCUACCUCUGAAUUCCCGGAUCCAGAAAUCAUUAUCCCCCACGGCACAACGGGCAACGACCAUGCGCUCGAGCAAACAGAAUACUUCUCCAUCGCCUCGAACUCAUCUCACACCUUGUCGGAAGCUCAAUUCAGCUCCCCCCCUGUAGUUCUCCCUUACGCCUCUCAAUCUCACCUGCAGCCGGCAUCAGCUAGCGCAAGCAUAGCCGAUAGUAUCGAUCAUGUACAAGCCAGCGAUGUUGAAGGAUCGGUAAGUGAUGACGGCGUUUUGAGCGAAUUCGGAGAUGGUAUCAGAACCCCGGCAAGUGGAUGGACUGAUGUGGGCAGCGUGGUCAGUAGUGAUGCUGGGCAAUGA